UCGAAACAUCGGAGCGACCACACAUCACGACGACGACGACGAUGUCCGAGACGCCGACGCGACGCCAUGCCGAGGGCCGGCGAGGUAGCCAUGACCAGAACGAGACCCCGCGCAAUAGCAAGAGCAUCCGCGACCGGAUCGGCGAGCGUGGCGCCGUGGCCGAUGCUGCUUCGCCGCGGAAGCGCACGGCGCGCGAGCCCGAAGGACAAGGCGAAGAGAAGCGCCGACGUGUGAUGCGCGGCGGCGACGGGACGGCGAUGCCCACCGACCUCUUGAACGGGCGGCGUCGCUUGUUUGGGAACCUCAUGGGGCACCUCGGCAAAGCCAAGAAGCAGCUUGCAAAGGACAGUGAUUUGCUCCAGAAGCAAGAUCGGUUGCUCUCGGCGGCGGACGCCAAGACAAAAGAGCAGAGCCAGCGCGUGCAAGGCCUCGCGUCGCAGCGCUCGGAGCAGCGAAGGAUCGAGACGCAGAUCUCGUCGCUCAAGCGCAAUGCGAGCGACAGCGUCGCCAAGCUCGAGCGACAAGUCACGCUCAGCACAAAAUACGAGCGCCAUUACGCGCGGUUCCUCCAGACAGUCACGCCGAUCCCGAUCUACUACCUUCCUGCGCGCCACACCAAGGAGACGCAAGCCCUUGUCGACGCGUCCAUGGAGGCCGUCGAAGAGAAGAUCAAGCUCCGUCGACGAGAGUUUGAGGUCAAGAAACGCGAGAUUGAAGCCGACACGAAGCGCAAGGUGGACGUGCUCACCGCCAAGCUCAAGGCAGUGCGCACCGAAGGAGCGUCGCCCGCAAAGAAGACACAAACGUCCUCGACUGACCUUCCAGCGUCCGAGACGGUCGGAGCCAUGACCUCCAAGGACGAAAGCAGCCAUGACGCGUCUCGGGCUGACGCCCCGACAGAAGACGCACACGACAAGCUCGACGACGAGGCGAGCGAGACCGUGGUAGAUGCGCCUGCAACGCCUGAGCAAGACGACACCCGCGCCACGACCGAGCAGGAUGACACUGCCAUGACCGAGGAGAAUGACACUGCCAUGACCGAGGAGAAUGACACUGCCAUGACCGAGGAGAAUGACACUACCAUGACCGAGCAAGACGACACCAGUGCCAUGAUCGAGCAGGAUGACACUGCAAUGGCCGAGCAAGAUAACGAGGCAGCCACGGAGAAAGGCAACGAGGCAGCCUCCGAGCACGACGACGACGCGACCAACGAUGUUACGAUGACACACGAAGAGGACAACGACGAUGUCACAGUCGUCGACGCCCCAAUGGAGGAGGCGACCGCAGAGAAGAGCGCGCUUGUCGUCUCGGCGCGGACCUCCAAGCACGCGAUCGGGCCCGUUGCCAAGCUCAAGGUCGUCGAGCUGCGUGCAUAUCUCAAGGAGCGUGACCUGGACACGAAGGGUCUCAAGGCCGAGCUCGCUGACCGCCUCACCGAUGCGUUGGCCCUCGAGUCGUAAGCAGUGUCGUAGGAAUAAUAAGGUAGAUGAUGCCAUGACGGCGUGUUGCG
Molecule: messenger RNA, 1510 nt
Organism: Saprolegnia parasitica CBS 223.65
Lineage: Eukaryota; Oomycota; Saprolegniomycetes; Saprolegniales; Saprolegniaceae
Exons: 3
Coding region: 42-1460 (472 amino acids)
Source: RefSeq, a predicted model, not a curated record